This is a messenger RNA of Thrips palmi, 2863 nucleotides long. Its product is annotated as host cell factor 1-like. Gene Ontology annotation, molecular function: protein binding; transcription coactivator activity. The transcript is spliced from 6 exons. Gene Ontology annotation, cellular component: histone methyltransferase complex. The record is from RefSeq and is a predicted model, not a curated record. Gene Ontology annotation, biological process: regulation of DNA-templated transcription; chromatin remodeling. Bases 239 to 2119 code for a protein of 626 amino acids. NCBI's taxonomy places the organism in Eukaryota, Metazoa, Arthropoda, Insecta, Thysanoptera, Thripidae.
CUUCCCGUUUUGCAUCGUUUGCCGCGGCAAGAAAGCAAGACGCCAUAACAAACUGCGUUCGUGUAGGUUUUGAAUGACAGAAACGCCGAAACUAUUUAUUUAUCCAGUUAUUCUGUUUGGUAGGAAAUCGGGAGGCUGAAUUUUUUCCUUGUACAGACUGUGACUCUACUCUGCUAGGGAGGCGUUUGCGGUUGAAACCAUCUUCAAUGUAUCUUUGAUCUAAGAUAAUUUUCUGAAGAUGGAGGAUUCUGAAAAGACUACUGACUCAAUGCUUUUAGAAGAAGCAAUGGCAGUAACUGAGAAAUCAUCCGAGGACCUGAGUGCCAUUGUUGGAGAUGGUCCAGAAGAGACAUCUAACGAUUUAGUUGAUGAGACUAUGGGGAUGGUCCCGGAUGGUGAACUGGCGGAAGGAGUGAUGGAUAAUGACGAUAUAGAAAUGGCAGAUGGUGCUGCUGAGGAUUCAGAAAACAAUAAUCUUGCUCCUGAAGACUCAAUGGAUGCGCCAGCUGCCCUUUUGGAAGGUGAAGAUGGGUCAGAAGAGGUUUCGCAAGGAACGUUAUCAACCUCUGAAGGCUUCUUGGGUGAUGACUUUAUGUCGCAGCCUGACAGGAUGAUUGUGCAAAGUGAGCCUCCCCAGCAACUUAUGGAGGAAGCUGAUGGGCCUGGAGAGGGUAAUAUUGAAGGUGAAGAAGACGACGGAGCCAUUGUGGCCGAAGCCGAUACCACAGCAGACCCCGCUGAGGGCUUGCAAGAAGAGAAUGAACUGGCGGAAGGCGACGAAGAAGCUUUACUGCUGCAGCAGGACGGAGAGGGCGUUGCCUUACCGGAUGGCAUUUCUCUUGGCGUUAUUGCAGAUCAGAUGGAAGCUGGCUCUCAACUACAUGAAGAUGGAACAGAAGCUGCAGCAGAAGAUGGCCAGGCUGAAGAAUCAGAGGAAGGAAUGGUGCUACGGUUAGAAGAAGAUGAUGGCACAGAAGGUGGAGAUGAAGGGGUGACGCUCUUAGCGGCUGGCGACAAUUUAGAGGGAGCACUUAGUGAACUCGAGGGCAAGAUUGCCACAGCACCAGAUGGUACAGUUCGGCUCUUGGCUGGUCAAGAGGCUCUGCAGGGAAUGCAGUUAAUGGAAGGUGAUGACAAACCUGAAGAAGAGGCAGAAGCAGUUCAACAAGCAGUUCAAAAAGAAAUCCAAGCGCAGUUGCAGGCGGCCCUACUGAAACAGGAAGAAAUGAAAAUGGAACAGGAGGAGGGACCUGAUUCAGAUGCUGUACCUGAGGACCAGCCUGAACAACCAGAUGCUGUAAAUGAGUCUGACGCCCUUGCAACACUUGCUUCAGCUGCUUUGGGUCACCAGGCUCCUACAAAUGGAGUGAAAAAUGAGCUGGAUGAACCCCAAAUUAAAGAUGAAAAGGAAAACCCUGAUGAGCCUCAGUGGAUGGAUGUUGGUAUUUGCAAAGGAACCCACUGCCAAGUUCGUACCUAUUACAUUCCCAGAUCUGGUCAAAGUUGGGACCAGAACUGGGAUGGUAUCACUACAAGCACGUUACCUGAUCAUAGAGCCCUUGCUAAACUUGAGCUUGAGUCCGGAAAAGCCUACAAAUUCCGUGUAGCUGCCAUAAACUCUUGCGGCAGAGGACCAUGGAGUGAGGUUGCUGCAUUCAAGACAUCUCUGCCAGGCUUCCCAGGAGCACCUUCAGCUAUUAAAAUUGCCAAAACUGCUGAUGGAGCACAUCUAUCAUGGGAGCCACCACCAAUUGCAUCUGGUGUGAUUGAAGACUACCAUGUGUACCUUGCAGUCAGAACUGCAACGACUGAUGCCUCACGGGUGGUGUCGAGUGGGGCCAAUCAACUGGCCUUUGUAAGAAUAUAUCAGGGAGCAGCAAACCAAUGUUCAGUGGGCAAUGACACUCUAAGCAAGGCUCACAUUGAUAUGACAACUAAGCCUGCCAUACUGUUCCGCAUCUCAGCUCGAAAUGAGAAGGGCAUUGGGCCAGCCACUCAAGUCAGGUGGCUUCAAGAGGUUGGUGCCCCUAACAAUGCUGCAAGACCAACCAAUGCUCCAAGACGCCCAGCCACAGAGAAUAAGCCCCAUGGAAAUUACAAGAGGAAAAAGAGUGAAUGAAGAAAUCCUCCCAACCACGAUGAAAUUUUUCAAUCAACUUCCUUCUCCUGUGUGUCUAUGAAUUUUAUUUUAUUUUGCUAGUAAUGUUUUUGCUGGUUCCUCCACAUGAUCAUUUUAUUUAAUAUCAAUUUAUGCAGCCAUUCUGUACAGGAUACAGAAGUACAUGAAUUUAUGUAUUUGCACACGGUUUCUUGUGGUAAUGUUGCUGUUUAAAUGAAAUUAUUUGAUGGUUCCUUACCUCCAAGAUAAUUAUGAAGUAUCUUAUCUUAAUUUAAAAUCAUCCCUGUAGCAAGUACAUGCUGUCUUCCUGUUGUUUUUAUUGUCCACAUAGUUGCAUAUUGCAUAUUUUAUUUUAAUCUGUCAAACUUGUUUAUGAUGUACCUUUUAUUAUAAAACACUGUGAGUGUUAAGUUUGAUGUGAUUGAGAAUUGUACAGUUAAUUUCAUAUUGCUUGUGGGUGUGUCACACACCCAGAUCUGAUUUGUACAUUUUGCAUAAAUGAAAUAGAAGGAAAAAUGCCCUGUAGAGGAAGUGUUUUAAAGUUAGCCAUGUAUUUAACUGCUGAAUUAUUUGCUCUCUGAAAUUUAGUUUUAAGAUCUGACCCAUGUUUUGAUUGUGCUCAGAACUCUUCAAUUUUUUUGCGGCUUUUAUUUGACCCUGUUAUGCCAAGUUGUAAACACUUCUUGUGCAGUGUGAAUUUCUGUAGUUCUGCACAUAAAAUAAUUAAUAGAAUUGAACAACUCA